UCUCCUCUCUCUCUCUCUAAAAACGUAGAGUCGGUGUAUUUUCCCAACCCUUUAUCAUCAAGAAAGUCCCUAAAUCGAAAUCGAAUUGGGAUUUUCUUUUUCCCUGGAUUCCCUUCUUCUUAGAACUUCCAUAUCUCCUUCGCUCAAGGUACUACAGCACCUGGAAAAUGCAGGGGAACAGAGGAGGCAGGGAUCCUUUUUUUAAUUUUGGUGACCCCUUUGCUGGCUUUGGGGGGUUUGGCGGUGUUGCAGAUCAUAGGAAUAUGUUGUCUGGCUUCUUUGGAGGAAGGAACCCUUUUGAUGAUCCUUUCUUCACACGCCCAAUUGGUGGCAUGUUUGAGUCUAGCAUUUUUGGCCCCACUGGGAAUCCUUUUACAGGUGCACAUGCAUCUGGAUUUGUUGAACAUCAAGUACCACAUCAAGUCCCCCAGCCCAAUAGAUCUAGGGGGCCAAUUAUUGAAGAAUUGAACUCUGAUGAGGAAAAAGAACAAGAUGAGGAGAAGAAGAAAGGUAAUCCCAGAAAGCAUGGCAGAUUGAGCAAAGAACCUUAUGUCGAGGACCCAGAUGAUGAAGCUGAAGGGAGAAAGAGUAAGCAAAUGCAGCACAUGAAUUUCAGCAGGGUGAACAAUACACAGUCACAGCCCCAAACUCGUAGCUUCUCAUUUCAGAGCUCCAGUGUUACGUAUGGUGGUGCAAAUGGAGCAUAUUACACCUCAUCUAGAACUAGGAGGACAGGGAGUGACGGAUUGACAUUUGAAGAAAGUAAAGAAGCUGAUACAGCUAGUCGUCAAGCAACUCAUCAGGUCUUUAGGGGUCUCCAUGAUAAGGGCCAUACAGUUGCUAGGAAAUUGAGUUCUGAUGGUAGGGUGGGCACAAUGCAGACCUUGCACAACCUUAAUGAAGAGGAGCUAUCUGGUUUUGAAGAAGCUUGGAAGGGAAAUGCUAGAAAGCAUCUACCAGGCUGGAGUGAGGGAUUCAAUGUACAUGAUGGGUUGGUGACAAAUGGACAAGACGGGCCAGCAGGCAGGGGUGGUUGGGCUCUCCCUUCGACUGAGCAGCCUCAGCAUUCGGGGAGCGUGAGACCAGAUAUUGGUGGGAGAGCAGGGCUUUCACGUUCACAGCAUUCAGGGAGGACAAAAGCUGAUGUUGGAGAUAGAGCAGGUUCCUCGUCUGGUGGGAAACCGAGAUCAUCAAAGGCUGUUAACAUGGAUCGUGCUAGGAAGCGUUGAGUAGUUCACCUCCCCCUCAUGUUUUUGGCGCACAAUCUCUAGUUUUCAAGGACUCAUGUUUCUAUUAUGUCCUGUUAUUAUGUUGUUUAGGACACUGUUAUGUGUCUCAUACAGUAGUAGGCUUGCUUUGUUUUGAGAAGGCCAUGGUUGCAUGUCAUUAGCAAUAUCAGUUCUCAAAUGGGUGUGUUUUGAUAUCUUAAAUGUCGGCGUGGGUUAAUGUCUGACUGAAACAUUUUAAAGUUGCUUAUAUUUCAGCCAUGUGGCUAUAUUUGAUUGGAAGAUUCUUGAAAGAAUUAUAA
Camellia sinensis is the source of this 1528-nucleotide messenger RNA. Lineage: Eukaryota; Viridiplantae; Streptophyta; Magnoliopsida; Ericales; Theaceae. The record is from RefSeq and is a predicted model, not a curated record.